AUGUCGGACGUCGUAAUUCGAGAAAUAGUCAAGGGGACGAUCCUCACCUUCUCCAAACCAUUCAAAAGGUUGGGGAUCACGCCGAUCGGGGGCCGUUCGACUGCGAUCAAGCUGUCCGAUUCGUCUGUGUGGCUGUUGGCUUCGACGCCGCUGACGGACGAGACGCGCGAGAAAAUCGACCAACUCGGCCAAGUCAAGUACAUUGCCGUCGCCGACAUGGAGCAUACCGGCUUUACGACGCAGUACACCGACGCCUAUCCGGAUGCAAAAGUGUACGGCCCGGAAGGCGCGGCGAAGAAGCUGGGGAUCAACGUGCACGAAUGGACUGCGGACAAGGACCACAAUCCGAUGGAGUACGACAGCCAGGUGCUCAAGGACGAGAUCAAAGCCGAAUACUUCGACGGCUUCAUCAAUAAAGAUAUUGCGUUUCUGCACGUGCCGAGCAAGACGCUGAUCGAAGCGGAUCUGCUCUUCAAUCUGCCGGCAACCGAGCAGUACUCGAAAUCGAAGGAGUCUGCGACCAACUUCACAAACUGGUUCGCCACCUUGAAGCCGGACUCCACUUUGCACCAACGCUUCGUGUACAACCUCGCCGCGGUCAACAAGAAAUCGAUGGCACAGUCGGCGUACAAAGUCGAUCAAUGGGACUUUGAUCGGAUCAUUCCAUGCCACGGAGAUGUGAUUGAGACUGGGGGCAAGGCCGCAUGGAGGGCAGCUUACUCAUUGUAUUUCGACGAUAUCAAGAAUGGAAAGUUCCCUGGACUUGGAGGAUCAACUUCCAAGGAACAGUAA
Molecule: messenger RNA, 792 nt
Organism: Puccinia triticina
Lineage: Eukaryota; Fungi; Basidiomycota; Pucciniomycetes; Pucciniales; Pucciniaceae
Exons: 9
Coding region: 1-792 (263 amino acids)
Source: RefSeq, a predicted model, not a curated record